This is a messenger RNA of Exophiala viscosa, 2634 nucleotides long. Its product is annotated as transcription initiation factor TFIIF alpha subunit. Lineage: Eukaryota; Fungi; Ascomycota; Eurotiomycetes; Chaetothyriales; Herpotrichiellaceae. The coding region runs from base 234 to 2339 and encodes 701 amino acids. Gene Ontology annotation, cellular component: nucleus; transcription factor TFIIF complex. Gene Ontology annotation, biological process: transcription initiation at RNA polymerase II promoter; positive regulation of transcription elongation by RNA polymerase II. The record is from RefSeq and is a predicted model, not a curated record. The transcript is spliced from 2 exons. Gene Ontology annotation, molecular function: TFIIF-class transcription factor complex binding; DNA binding; RNA polymerase II general transcription initiation factor activity.
UUCCAUUUCAUGGGACUUUUGGAGACAGACAGGCCAGUCUUAGACCAGAGAUCAUUCAGCCGCUUGACGUAUCGUACACCAAGUACCGACCAACGCGCCCUCCACAUCGCAUUCCUUGCCUAGACAUCUUGGUUUACCCUCAUACUUUCUUUUCCUUCGUGCGGCAUAGCGGCUUAUUGUAGCCUCUUGCUCCCUAUUUCACAUCUGCCUUCUUCAUGCUCUCCUAGUACACAAUGAAUGGUUCCGCCCCCUCCGCAGGCGGACCUCCGAGCCAUCCUGGCGGUGGUGCUCCAGUGUUGAAGCGCAAGAAACCUCUUUCCGACCCUUUCUUCAAAGGCCCCAGAAGGAAUCCAGCAGCACGACCUCAACUGAACGGACAUGCAACACCCGCUGCAAAUGGACAUCUGCCUCUAAAAGCACCGGCGUUACAAGCCUCGACACCGAACAGUCAACGAGCAUCUUCCCCUGCCAAACCGGCAAUUCCAGAUAAUGAACGUGUUAGCGGCUUCAGCGAUCCACGAGUCACCGCCGAAGGAAUCCCCUACAAGGACUACAAGCUUGUCACCACAAAGAGAGAUCUUCUGCAUGGCCUGAGAUACCAUAUUCUACAAUUAGCAGGAGACAAGGUGGUUGACAUUCGUAAUGAAGCCGAGUUCUCAAAGCCUGCGCGCCUCCAUCGACGCGACCCUAGGGCACCUCCGCCCGGGCAACAUCAGCACAAAGAAGAGGAAGGGGAUUUCCCAGACCUCAAAGAUGGCCUCAAUGCCGCAGAACGAGAAGAGCUGGGUCGAAGGAAGGAGAUACGGCAAAGGGAGCGAGAAGCAAAUCUUGCACAGAUCGCACCCUCACAAAACGCAGCCCGAAAGAUGAAUGCUUUCAAGAAGAAGACUCAACAAGUAUUCAGGCCCGACCUGUCUGCGGAGGAUAAACGUCGAAUACAAACAAAUUACGAAGAGAAGCUUCCCUGGCAUCUGGAGGACUUUGACAACAAGCACUGCCUCAUCGGUCAUCAUCAGAUUGGGUCUAUGAGUUCUAAUGCUGCUCUUGUAUUUGAGCCUGCCGUCGACGCGUCUACAGGGAAAUUUCGACUGAUCCCUAUUGAAAAGGCAUACCAGUUCAAACCCAAACGAGAACUUGCGCAGCAGAUGACUAUCGAAGAGGUCGAGGCCGCGAUGAAAAAGCGAGGUUCUGACCCAGAGUGGUUGAUUCGUCAGAGAGAAGCACGGGUAGCCGAAGCUUCGAAAGAGCUCGUGGCAAAACGAGCCAAAGGUAUCUUUACAGGGGCUCAAACGCAGAACGUUGCUGGCAGAACAGGUGAAGAUGCAGAUCUGGACUUUGAAGAUGACUUCGCCGACGACGAGGAGGGGGAUUUGUUUGUCGACAAAGACGAGGAUGAGAAAAUCGCCGAGAAGCGUAUCAAAGAAGACCAGCUGCAAGCUAACUUCCUCGACUUUAAGGAUCUUAAGGAGUAUGACGAGGCCGAAGAGCGAGAAAAGAAAGAGGCAGAAGCCAGAAAAAGAAACUUCCGAGAACUCAGAAAGGCACUGGAGAAAAGAGAGCGAAACUACAAUCAUGGUAGUGACUCUGAAUAUGAAUCUUCGACCGAGGACGAAGAAGAACGCGAGCGCAUUGAACGCGAACGUCAAGAAAACCUCAAAAAGGAUGAGGAAGAGAAGAAGUCGGCUCUGCCUUCAUCUGGCAACAACACACCAUCAGGCCGCAAAGAGAAGAAAGCGGGCACAGGCAGCGAUCGUGAACGGUUAGCUUCCCGUUCUUUGAAACGACCUGGCUCGCCAAAUCUGUCCGAAGGAUCAGGCACAGAUGCCUCUGCAAGACGAAAGAAGCUGAAAUCAAAGCAUAUGUCCUCGACUCAGCCCACGCCAGGCCCGUCACGACCAAUGUCUCCGGCAAACGUACUUCCAAGCUCGUCCGCGCCCGGGUUACUCGACCCCAAAAUCCGCAAGCGCACUGGCGGUGCUGGCUCAGACACCGAUGCUGGUAUGAGUGACCGCGACGGCGCAGCCAUGUCGGAUGGCAGCCGUACUGCGAGACGGUUGAAACUGAAAAUGUCCGCGUCUCCACCGGGCACGAAUCCUCCCUCACGCGCGGCUUCGCCUGCACCUGGUGCAUCACGCGGUGCUCCUAGUCCUGGUGCCAGCAACCCGAUCGCGUUCCCGUCAGUACAGGAUAUCAAAAACGCGGUGCCUACGCAAGGCAUUGCCAUCAAGGAUCUCAUGAAGAUUGUGGCGCAUCCUAGAGAGCGGAGAGCGGAGUUUGUCAACCUAGUCAAGGAGGUGGCGAGGAUGGACAAGGAGAGAGGUGUGCUCGUGCUGAAAUAGGCCCACAGUAUGCACCACGCUGAGCCUUGUCUUGUUCUUCGACAGCCAGAGAUGGUGAGCUGAAGAUCAGCCCAGUGAGCUCGCGACGCACCACGCUGUGUUAUAAAGAUUAGACAGUGUUGGGCGUUGAAGCUGUGGCAACUCACUGGGCUCUUUUGAGUAAGGAGUUCUGAAUUCUGGCGAGCAGUCGCAACCAUUCACAGACACAGAAGGUAGUAUCACGAUACAUUAUACUUGCCACUCGGCAGGUCGUCUUCUUCAUCAUAGCACAUUAGUGACGAUUGGAAAUUCGUAC